AUGGAUGGGAUUGGGACAGAUAUUGGCUUCGAACACGCGUUGUACGGCUACAUGGAUAGGCAUGUGGACCUGGCAAUUAUGAAGCUAAGCAGGUCGUCUGACCCAUGGGCAAGGAUCGAGGUGAGCAUCGAACGACUUGGCCUAGAUGGCGAGGAUGUCCGACCUGGAGCUCGUUGCAACGACUUCUUCACCGCGUUCGGCGAGCAGGAACAAGUAGGCCCAUUGCCGUGUGACGGCUCACUGAAUGUGACGGAACUGCGAUCUAAGGCGAAUUGGCUGUUGUUGGAGCUUCGCAGCGAUCCCUAUUCCGAGAAUUCCGUCACCGGACCUCUGCUUCGAUACAGCGUCAAGCGACAACAACCCGGAGUGCGCGUCUACUCUGAAGGGAUGACUUCGUCGUCUGUUGCACUGCCCACCCUCGCCGUCUUCGUGCUGUCCGCUCUUAGGAUUCUCUAA
Molecule: messenger RNA, 456 nt
Organism: Strongylus vulgaris
Lineage: Eukaryota; Metazoa; Nematoda; Chromadorea; Rhabditida; Strongylidae
Source: the annotation of a GenBank genome assembly